AUGUCUUCUGCUCCACGGACUAUCACAGUCGAGCGUCCACUUUUGCAGACUCAUUGCAGUCUCGGUGAAGGGCCCAUCUAUGAGCCGGGGACGGCCAUGCUACACUUCGUAGACAUCGAACAGCACAAGGUUUAUCAUCUUAACACCAUUACUUUGGACUACAAUGUCGAAAAAUUCGACAUGCCGAUUACUUGCCUUGCUUUACGUCGAAAUGGACAGGGACUGGCUUGUACAUCUGCGCAAGGCUUCGCUGUCAUUGAAGCAAAUUCGGGCCUCCGACAUCUCGCCAUGCCCAUCCCACCGGAAUAUCAGCCAUUCACAAGGUUCAACGAUGGGGCGUGCGAUAGCAAAGGCCGAUUUCUUGCGGGCACGCUUUGUUCCAAAGAGCGGGGCAUUCCAGGACAAUUGUAUAUGUAUGACCCAGCUGACAACACCUGCAAAAUCAUCGAACCCGGCCCAUUUACGGAUUCCAACGGCAUGGGAUGGAGUGCCGAUGAGAAAAUCAUGUAUUUCACUGAUUCGUUGGUGAACAAGAUCUACGCAUAUGACUAUGAAGACGGGAAACUAUCCGGACGACGUGUAUUUGUCGACUCGAUCUCUCACGGCAUGCCACGAGGAACAUUCCCCGAUGGCCUCUGCAUCGAUAACGCAGGAGGCAUAUGGUCUGCGAGAUGGGGAGGCUCUAGAAUCAUCAGAUACACUCCCGGCGGAGCGGUGGAUCUAGAGGUCUACUUCCCCACCGCCCUCAACAUUACUGCGUGUUGUUUCGGAGGCCCGGACGCGGACCGACUCUAUGUCACCACCGCGCAUUGUGGGGCAUGCGGGGGCGAUGCAAGUCGGCAGGAACUUUACCCGGACUCUGGAAAUUUGUUUGCGGUCGACCUGUCAGGUCAAUUCACUGGUGGAACGUGGCGCCACAGAUUCUCUGCGUGA
This is a messenger RNA of Laetiporus sulphureus 93-53, 933 nucleotides long. RefSeq lists its product as uncharacterized. The record is from RefSeq and is a predicted model, not a curated record. Gene Ontology annotation, molecular function: calcium ion binding; gluconolactonase activity. NCBI's taxonomy places the organism in Eukaryota, Fungi, Basidiomycota, Agaricomycetes, Polyporales, Laetiporaceae. The coding region runs from base 1 to 933 and encodes 310 amino acids. The transcript is spliced from 8 exons. Gene Ontology annotation, biological process: L-ascorbic acid biosynthetic process.